Messenger RNA from Etheostoma cragini (Arkansas darter), 513 nucleotides. RefSeq names its product molybdopterin synthase sulfur carrier subunit (gene mocs2). Gene Ontology annotation, cellular component: cytosol. NCBI's taxonomy places the organism in Eukaryota, Metazoa, Chordata, Actinopteri, Perciformes, Percidae. Bases 82 to 345 code for a protein of 87 amino acids. The record is from RefSeq and is a predicted model, not a curated record. Gene Ontology annotation, biological process: Mo-molybdopterin cofactor biosynthetic process. The transcript is spliced from 4 exons.
AAGAAGAAGAGAAGGGGGGGCAGUCAGCUGGUAACACACAGGAAACUUCCUCCACAUGUUCAGCAACCUGCACGCGGCUUCAUGACGGCCAAGGUGUUGCUGUUGUUCUUCGCUAAGAGCGCCGAGCUGACUGGACUGAAGCAGGAAGAGGCUGUUGCCGUGCCAACACCAAUCAGCAGCCGGGACCUUUGGACACUGUUGCUACGGCGACACCCGAGACUCUCCGUCCUGCAGGAUCAGGUGGUGUUGGCGGUGCGUCAUCAGUACGUUGCCAUCGGCGACCAGGUGGUGACUCUGGGAGACGGGGACGAGGUUGCCGUGGUACCGCCGCUCAGCGGAGGCUAAAGUCACGCGUGAGGAUGAGGAUUUUUUCUUCUCAGAUGGCCGAGUUAGAGGAGCGGCGAGACGUCUUCAAGCUGAGCCGUGAUUGGCUGUCCGUACAGGAAGUGGUGGACUCCGUCAGCAGUGCUUCCUGUGGAGCCAUUUCUGUUUUCAUAGGUUAAUAUUUCACUC